Iphiclides podalirius (scarce swallowtail) is the source of this 438-nucleotide messenger RNA. The record is from the annotation of a GenBank genome assembly. NCBI's taxonomy places the organism in Eukaryota, Metazoa, Arthropoda, Insecta, Lepidoptera, Papilionidae.
AUGGCAAUCUGUCACUUGAGCCGAGGCGAGAAAGCGUGUCGCCGCAUGGUCCGUCGCGUACCGCCAGAGGUCCAGGCACGUCCCCACUCGUGCCCCUCGCCAAAAAGACGACCUUCAACGGCCGUGUUCGUUAUCGUGACCUCUGGUACCAUAUACGUGUACUUGAUAGAUGUGCCCAAUGCAUUAGAACGUAUGUUAGAUUCACAAGAUAGGGUUGACACUGAAUUUUCGAGCGCACGAUAUGAUGAUAUAAUAGUUGAUACGGAUAACGCACAGCUGAUCCAAACGGCCGCGUUCCCCCACGCGCCCGCUCAAUCCCCGCAUUCGCCCAGCACCGGUUCUAAUUCCAAUGUCAUUCCUGUAAAUAAUACUUAUCGAACUACUCGUUCUGGCAGGGUAGUACGACCUCCUGAUCGGUGGGGAUUUGCAGCCGCGUCG